AGGCCUUAUUUUAGAGUUCAGGACAAUGGCGUUGGUGCCGCCGCCAAGUCUCGCCGCCGGGAACUCUUAUCCAGUAACAGCAACAUAUCGGAAGACGAAGAACCUACCGGCCGUUCAUUCCUUCUUCCUUCUCCGUGGUAUGACGGCUAGAAAAAACACGUCCAUUGCAGUAACCCAUUCAUCUUGCAUUCGUGCUGUCUCUCCUCUCCCACAUAAAUCACUCAGAUAUGCCGUGCUUGGAGCAGGGUUUGCUGGGUUAUCUGUAGUAUGGCAUUUGCUCGAGCACAGCCCUAAGGAGAUGAAUGUUAGCAUCGAUAUUUUCGAUGAGUUUGGCGUUGGUGGAGGCGCUUCUGGUUCAUCUGGAGGACUCCUUCAUCCAUAUUCCCCAAAAGUAAAGCUUCUUUGGCGGGGAGCUGAGUGCUGGAGAGAAAGUUUAAGGCUUUUAGGCAUUGCAGAAGAAGCAGCAGCAGCUAAUGGAUGUUUAAUCAAGAGAAGAGGCAUUCUUAGGCCAGCACUCAGUUUGAAGCAUUUGAAUAUCUUGAAGGAUAAUGCUCAAAACUCCCUUCCCAGCUGCAGAAUAGAACAGAUUGAUCAAGAUGACACAAGAAAGCCUGUUCCUGGGUUACUUGUACCCUUGAACUUGUCAUUUUUCAUGCCUGAAGCAAUCAGUAUUAACCCUCAGCUCUAUCUCCAGUCCCUUUUUCAAGCAUGCGAAACCGAGGCAAAUCGGUUUCAUGGAAGAGAGUUACGUUUGCACAGAAAGUCUAUUAAUGACCUCCUUGAACUAGAAGGGGAAUUUGAUGAUGUGAUUGUUUGUCUAGGGGCUAGAGCAACGAUUCUUCCCCAACUUAUUGGAAAGCUUCCUCUAAGAACUUGUAGAGGUGUCAUAGCUCACCUACAGCUGCCUCAAGAUAUUCGGGAGGAUUUUCUGGAAGACAGUCCAUCAAUACUGUCAGAUGCAUGGCUAGCUAUUAAGGGGAAACGUGAUCUUCAUCUGGGAUCGACGUGGGAAUGGAAUUCAAACAAUUAUUCUAAUCACGUUUCAAUGGAAGAAACUUCAAAAGCUCUUGAAGAACUUCUACCAAAGGCGUCUGGAGUUUAUCCAGGCAUUAAUAGCUGGACACUUGCCAAAGCUUAUGCUGGUCUAAGGGCAAUGCCGCCACUUACUGUUAACGGGUCGUUGCCACUUUUGGGAAGCAUUGACCACAUUAUAGGUGACAACCGUAAAUGUAAAUUCUGGCUAUUUGGUGGGCUUGGUGCUAGGGGCUUGUUUUAUCAUGCUUGGCUUGGAAAACUGUUGGCACAAGCUGUGCUCUUUUCUAAUGAAGAUUUAUUACCUUCUGAACUGACUACUUGGAAGAAGAAGAAUAAAGUAGAAAGACAAUAGCAAUAAUUAAUUUCUACUUCAGUUUUGACAGUCUUUACAUUAAUGACAAAUCCAAUAGCAACAAACAUUUUAAGCUAUCUAGAAACAGAGUUCUAUGUGAAAAAGCAAGUCAAAUGUACCAAGUAUUAUUAUGGUGUCCAAAUAUAGAUUUGACCACCACUGGUCGCUCCGGCAAGCAUUCCAACAUGGUAGGGGUGGAUAUCGAAACGACAUGUAAUUGCAGACAAAUGAGGGCUUUGUAAAGUUGUUUCUGUUCUUUUCUGUUCAGUGGAAAUGACAUCUACUCCUCUUCUCAUAUUGCCAACGAAGAGGCUUGAGUCAUCCCAACUCCAUAUUGCUCUGUGUUAUGCAAAUAAAGAAAACACAGUCAAUCAGUUCUUUUUCUUUUAUUAACUUUCUAUUUGAUGCUUCA
Impatiens glandulifera is the source of this 1799-nucleotide messenger RNA. RefSeq lists its product as uncharacterized. NCBI's taxonomy places the organism in Eukaryota, Viridiplantae, Streptophyta, Magnoliopsida, Ericales, Balsaminaceae. The record is from RefSeq and is a predicted model, not a curated record. The coding region runs from base 26 to 1387 and encodes 453 amino acids. Gene Ontology annotation, cellular component: cytoplasm. Gene Ontology annotation, molecular function: oxidoreductase activity. The transcript has 9 exons.